AUGCCUCUGACCCAGGCAGGUCUCGGCCAGGGAGUGGCGCCGAUUGGUGCCAAGGUCAUCGAAGGCUUUGGCAAAGCGCUGCGAAAGGCCAUCGGAGAGGUCCCCAAGUCGAAGCCCAAAGAGGAGAGUUGCUUCCACUCCGAGCUGAAGAAGAUGCCGGACAUUGAAGAGUUCGUUUGGCACCUACACCAGAGUGGCUGCCCUCCUGUGUGCUUCGUGUAUGCCUUCGUCUACAUUUGUCGGAUGUCGGAGCUGAACAGUGGUAAAGUAGAACUUAGCCCCCGCACCGUUCAUCGACUUCUCCUAGCCGCCAUCACCGUAGCAGCGAAGAUGCAGCAGCCAGAGAGCUUUGAUGCCAGUUUCUAUGCCCACGUGGGGGACGUCAGCGUGGCGGAGCUCAAUCAGUUGGAGUCAAAGUUCUUCGAGCUCUUGCAAUGGAAGGCGGAUGUCCCUUGGCAAACUUGUCAAUUUCAUUCAAUUUGCAUCAAUUCACCUUUUUGGAGUUACGAAGCCAAAGCAAGCGAAGCAAGAAAUUCUUUUGGAGAAUCCCCAAACUGGUGUGAUCUAAAGACCCACCCCAGCCAUCCCCAACCUGUGAUGACAUGA
This is a messenger RNA of Durusdinium trenchii, 606 nucleotides long. The record is from the annotation of a GenBank genome assembly. Lineage: Eukaryota; Dinophyceae; Suessiales; Symbiodiniaceae.